AUGUUGAAGCCCGCUCUCCUCGAGCUACCCCGGCCGCCCGGGAGCCCCGGGGGCCAGCAGGCCCGGGCUGCGAGCCGCCCCACCCAGGCGCGUCCCCCUUCAGCUCUCCAGGCAGAGGAAACAACAACAAAAGGAGGGCGCCCGCCGCCGCCACUACCGCCGCCGCCGCGCCCCCUCCUCCGGCCACAGCCCAAGCAAGCUCCGCGGCGGCAGCGGCUGCCUUACGGGAAGCGACGCGGGCAAAAAAGAAAAAGAAAAAAUAAAAGCGAAGCCCAAGCGCCUGCAGAAGCACUGCCCGGAGCCUCACCGCGCACACCCACACUCACGCGCACACAUGCACGGGGCGCCAAACUUCCUGGCUGCGCUCGAGAGGAAGGGAAGCCCGCUGCAGCGGCCGAGGCAGCCCCGCCGCCGCCGCCGCCGCGUCUCAACGCCCGGGUUCCGGCCGCCCCCACCGCAGCCACCGCCGGGGCAGCCCGAGCCGCGGCCGCCGCAGCCUCAUCUCCGGCCGGCUGGAGACCCGAGCGGUGGGAGGGGCGGAGGGAAAGGGGGCGGCGCGCCGAACCCGACUCGACGGCUGGCUACCAGGGCAGGCGCUCGGGAGCGAAACCCGAGAGAGAGACAGAGAGACAGAGAGAGAGAGAGAGGAAAGAGAGAGAGAGAAAGGAGGGCGGGGCCCGGGAGGAAGGGAGGGGAGCCGGGAGCGGGCGGCGGCGGCGGCGGCGGCUGCUGCUGCUGCGCAGGCGCCUUCCGGGAGCGCGGCUGGAGGGAGGAGAGGGAAGAGCAGCCCCGGCAGGAAGCGGCGGGCGAGCGGGCGAGCGGGCGAGCAGGCGGCGGGCGGGCGCGCGCCCGGAGGCGUGGCACACUCUUUCCCUCUGAGCCCGGGGCGGGGGACGCGUGGCGGGCUCUCUCCACGCCGAGGGCCUCCGUGCGAGCCUACCUUUCCCCGGCUUUGUUUGUUACCAGGGCGAGGAGGAAAGGUCCCUCCUCUCCAGGCCCGAGGGAAGGCAAGGAUGGUGCCAGGAAGUCAGGUCCAUCCCCCUACUCUCUAACUUGUAGAGACAUGGCCGCCUCAGCCACCGAGGCAGUCGGCGACAAAGGUCAAAGCCGUGCUCGUAGUGUAUUCCUUUUCGUGGCGUGCUAUGAAUCGCCGUGUAACUGUCGCACGGUAGAAUAAUUCAAACCUAGUGUCGGGGACUCAAGAAGGCAACCGAUGGGAGGAGCCAUGGGAAAACUGGGGAAGGUGGAAACAGAGCCCAGCACACUGUGACUGAAGAUUAGAACUCAGAAGAGGGUUGCAACUGACUUAGUCAAAGAAACAAAUUUGUUUUCAUUCAUUAUCUUAAUGCAUAUGCAGCAUGAAAUUUGAAUGUAUUCUUAAUCACAGCAAGCUGCUUUUAUUUUACAAGGCUGAAGCCAGGGCCGUUCCUGUGUUGAAUAAGCACUCUACUCUAAGUUAUACCCUGAGCCUCUGACUUGUAAUGCUACUCAUAGUAUUCUUAAGUCUAUUUGGGAAAGAAGGUAAAUUGACAACAUCCUCAGAAGUGUAAUGAAGUCAUGUUCCUCUGUUAACAAUUUGAAGAGGAAUGAAGAGAUAAUUAGAAGAACAAAAACCUUGAGAAUAAAAAGCUCCUUCAACUUUUUCCAAAAUCUCAGUUGGGAACUAUUUUCUCCUAGGGUUCCAUAAUGAACUGAUAUCUGGAAAAAAAGAAAUUACAGUCUGAAAAUGCUAUAUCAAAUUCUGUCAAACUUAAAGCACAAAUGCCAGAGACCUGAAUGUAAGUAAUAUAUGUAAGAGCUCAUGGGAUAGAAUGACCACGGGCUGCCUGAGAGUAAACUACUUGCUUUAGAAUUUCAGUAAAAUUAAAAAAAAAAAAAGCAAUCAAAGUAAAACUCAAAAAUUGGGAAAUUAUAGCAAACAUUUCUAACAAGUAUUAAAUAUAGUCAAAUAUAGAGCUAAAAUUAAACAGUGUUGAUAUUUUGCUGUAGGAUAAAGUGUAGAUAGUCUAGUUAAAGAAAAAGUAUCAAUAAGAUGUUAACAGAAGCUAACUCUCCCUCUCCUAGCAGCCAUCAACUCUUGAAGACUUAUAAAAUCAGCCUGCAUAUGUCUACAUAUUUUAAAUGGAAAUUUUGUCAAAAGUAUAAUUGAAUAAAUAACACAAUUCCCCAAACAACAUUUAUAUAUGUAAUCUUACUUACAUAGAAAUAAAAUACAAAAUUUAUAUGCUAUUCAUAUACACAUACUAUAUAUGCAUAUGGAAUGUGGGUUUCUAGUAAGAAUCAAAGUUUAGCAUAGGAAAGCUUGAGAUAUAAGGAUUGAAUUUUACUUGAAAUUUUAUUUUCUGAUUUUUAAAAAGUCUCCAAAGGUAUUAUAUUUGUAUUAUUUAGGUAAAUAAUUUCUAAAAAAGUAAAAUAUCCAUUAUGUUAGCAAUGAAGUUGGAACAAACUUUGGAAGAUAAUUUCUAAAAUUGUUAAAUGUAUCUUUUAUUUUUCCUUUAUAAAAUAUUUAACUUUUCCAUGGUGAGCCUGAAUUAAUUUGUAAAUUAAUUUUUUUCUUGCUAGGAGACGUAGCUAUAUAGUGGUUGGCUGUAUCAGUCAAUUGCAGAUACUUCCUCAGACAUUCGCCUUCGGCUCUGGCCACCACCAUUGUAAUUAACCUAACGUAGACGCUCUUUGCUAUACCUAGACAACCGAUUCCCAGGGCCAUGGGCUAACAGUACCAUGUGCUAUAUCUAUGUCAAUUUUCUCUCACAUUCCUGUCUGUACCUUCCUGGUGCAUUUGAUCAGGGGAGACCAUAGAACCCAUUUGUUAUGCAGGCAUAGGUAAGUUAGCCCCAGGAGACAGUCAUUUCCUGUGGGAAGAAAUUUUCCCAACUGGAAACAGAACUGAAUUUAAAUUCUUCUCUUUUUAUUUUUGACAGAUUUCAUGGAGUUUUAAUGAUUUAGACAGCCUUUUGGAUGAUGCCCUAUGACAAGUAAUCAGUUGGGCUUGAUUCUAACAGUUACAAUUUGAUAAGUAUUCAUUCUAACACACCUUGUGUCAUACCCCUUUGUUCUCUCAUUUUUUCUGGGAUUGGGCUCCAUGAUAACACAAUACUAGCAUACUAUGCAUCCUGGAGAGUCUAUGAGAAGAUUGGCCUAAUGAACUCAGAAAAUAACUUCAUAUUUAGUCACUUUUUUUUAGUAAAAACUAUUAAAAAGGGAGAGCUGAGCAAAUGCAUGGGAGAGAUACAUAGGAUAAGGUAUGGGAGAACAGGAGUGAAGCUGGGAGUUGCACCCCAGGAACUUCCACUCAUCAGCUAUUGGGAGGCUCUUUCUAAGCCUACUUUUUUAAAAAAAAUUUUUAUUGAAGAUUCAUUCAUGACUUGUUGCAGAAUUGACCAUCUGUGAUCAACUCAAGCUUUAGCCCCUUUAUCCUUUCCAGAGGUUAAUGGGUAUAGUUAAAAAUUCCAAUCCUCUAAACACCCAUGAGUAUCCAUCCUAAUAUCACCAAAGGAUCAUCUGUAAGAAGCCAUCUCAUUGCUAAAACGAGGCAGUCUUGUCCCUUUGGAGGUUGCAAAGGCUUUACCAGAGCCCAGAAACCCUACAGAGGAGGUCUGAAUAUUCCAGCGUAGCUGAGGCACAAGAAAAGACCUUGAAACAGCCAGUACCAAGUCAAAAUAGGUCCUUGUAGAGGAAAUGAAUAAAAUCCUUGUC
Peromyscus californicus insignis is the source of this 3696-nucleotide messenger RNA. Its product is annotated as basic proline-rich protein-like. Bases 1 to 879 code for a protein of 292 amino acids. The record is from RefSeq and is a predicted model, not a curated record. Lineage: Eukaryota; Metazoa; Chordata; Mammalia; Rodentia; Cricetidae. The transcript is spliced from 3 exons.